UCCUCUCAGCUACCUAACUGGAAACAUGAUGGUCAACAGUUCACAUGAGGAAGUCAAAUAAAGCGACUGAACGAACAAAACACCACAAGAUAUCUUUAAAAAUAAAAGCUACUAUUAUUUAGACUUGAACAUUUAGGAAUUUACCUUCGGAAAAAAACCGAACCAGGUUUGCAGCCCUGCAGGCAAUUCUCUUUUUCCCUGCAGGUGAGAAUCCUACACUGAACAUCUGCACAGGUGAUAAAAGGCAGCAGUGUCGUCUGAGUCCUGACAAUGGAUGACAUUGGAAGAGAGAUAGAGCCUCUUGAAGACCCAGUUGAUGAUGAUGAUGAUGACGACUUCUCAGAAGACAAUUCCUCAAAAGGGGGAAAGAAAUCAAAGCUCCCUCUGGUUAAUCCCACGUGUGUAGAGUCACCCAAGGAAACUGGUUUUCAUCAGAGUACCAGAACGUGUCUGGAGCGGAUUAGAGAAGCGCUGCUACAUCAUAGGUGGCAAGAGGCCUCUGAAUAUAUGGCGUGUUACCCACAGAUGUUAGAAGACCCGACCAAUGGCACAGCUCAGCACUAUAAAGAGCUUAUUUGGGGGAUCAGCACUGAGAUCCUUCAUCAUCACCCCAACUCAAAGAUGGAAGACUACAACAACAUCUACGAGCGCAUGAAGAACUCAGGAGUUAGACAUUAUCUGAUGAUCUGCCUGGAACAUUCCUUCCACUUGAUGCUUAACGGUCACAUCGAGGAUGCGAAGCGUCAGCUGUCUGUUGCUGAAAGUUGGCGGCACGGGAAAGAGUCGGCCUCUCAACUUCAGACGACUAAACUGAUCCAGGCCUACAGGAGUUUACUGGAUUACAUCAUCUGGUGUGACAAAAAGUCUACACUCUCUGAUGGUGACCACAACCAAGACAUGCACAACUACUUCAGACAGGCCUCGGUGAAUCUUAAGGAGAUUUUGAGAAAUCCUGGAGUCUGGGAUCCCUUCAUACUGAGUUACGUUGAGAUGUUGGAAUUCUACGAGGAUCACGCGCAAGCUUUACAAAUCCUGAAUGACUACGCGUAUGACAGCAAUUUCCCCCCCAAUCCCAACGCACAUGUCUAUCUGUACCAGUACUUGAAGAGGCAUGAUCACCCAGACAAGAGGAUGAGCAAGGCAGCGUUAAAGAUCCUCCAUUUAUUAGUCCCAAGCCAUGAGCUGAUGCUGGAGUACAGUUCUUUUCUGCUUCAGUCAGAGAAAAACCGUGACAUCCAGAAAGCUUUCGGUGUCAUUCUGGAAAUGUUGGACUUUGCCUGCUGGAGGGACAACCUGGACGUUUGGAAGCAUUUAAAAACCAUUAUUCAAAAACUACAGCUACAAGAAGACUGGAAGAACGCUGUCUCUGAACUGAUGGCUGUGAGGAAAGACUGGUGGCCUGCGCUGCACUUCACAACCUUCCACGCCAGCAGAGACUCUGCGGAGAAUCCAGAGCUCAUGGAAGUGAAGGCAUCACUGACAAAGAUCCUUUGUCCUGACCUUAAUCUGAAGUAUGCAGCUGGAACCAGUUGAGAGCAGACAUAAGAAAAGGAUUCAAACUGAAUAUCAAAUAAUGUCUCUACAAUUCACAAUCAGGAGAUGGUGCUGAGACGUUGUUGGAAAACAAAUGAAGAACACCAGCAGAGGCUUCUUAAUGAAGCAGUGAUCGUGUCUCCACGGAUGCACUUUUUGCAGACACAGAUGUGAUACCGACUCAAAAACAAAAUCUCAACAUUUUUCCCAUUAAUUUGGAUAAUUGUGCCUUGAGCGUUAUUACCAAAGCACAAACUACAUUGUCCACUAUGUGGAGCUCUUGUUCUGUAGUGUUACAGUCAGUUGCUGUAGGGUAUGACCAACACAUUUGGACAGAGUGUUGCUCUAAAUGUCAGCUUUCAUGUUGGUUUCAUGGUUUCUAUAAACAUUUUAAUGGGAGCAGAGUCUCUUCUGCCCUGAGCUGACCUUUUACCCCUCCACAGAGGGUUUUUUAAGGGCACAAGCUUGUGUACACAACACACAGCCUGAGGAUUUCCUCCAUUGUCAUAUCAGAAAAAUCAACUAAGACCUUUCAGCAACAAGAUCUGUUGAAGUUUAAGCGAGUGGGACAAACCGCGGACAGGAAGAUGCUGCAACUAUCUUUGAACUAUUCCAUUUCUACGGGUUGUUUUCUUUCCCUCUAAUGUUUGAGUAGCCAUCAAUGGAUGGAUUUGUUGUUAGUUUUUAUGGUACUGAUAUUAUUAUUCGUUUUCAUAAAGCUCUGACAUUACAAGGUGCCUUGUUGUAAAUAUUUUUGUAAAUUUGAAUACAAUCUGUCUAUUUUAUAUUCAUAUUUUGUUUCUAAUAAGAUGAGGGGAUUCCGGCCUCUCAUCACUGUGCUUUGCUCUCCUUUGAACCAGAAAAUAAAGUCUUGCAUCCAG
This is a messenger RNA of Labrus mixtus (cuckoo wrasse), 2414 nucleotides long. RefSeq names its product TATA box binding protein (TBP)-associated factor, RNA polymerase I, A (gene taf1a). The transcript has 11 exons. Gene Ontology annotation, cellular component: RNA polymerase I transcription regulator complex. The record is from RefSeq and is a predicted model, not a curated record. Lineage: Eukaryota; Metazoa; Chordata; Actinopteri; Labriformes; Labridae. Gene Ontology annotation, biological process: transcription by RNA polymerase I. Bases 271 to 1533 code for a protein of 420 amino acids.